Messenger RNA from Lactuca sativa (garden lettuce), 3821 nucleotides. Its product is annotated as Leucine-rich receptor-like protein kinase family protein. Lineage: Eukaryota; Viridiplantae; Streptophyta; Magnoliopsida; Asterales; Asteraceae. Gene Ontology annotation, biological process: regulation of cell growth; protein phosphorylation; heat acclimation. Gene Ontology annotation, molecular function: ATP binding; protein kinase activity; receptor serine/threonine kinase binding. The record is from RefSeq and is a predicted model, not a curated record.
CUCUCCUUCUGCAAACACCUUAGAAAAACCAAACCUUUGAUAGAGACUAAUGAUAGGACUAAAUUGUAUAUAACCCCACUCUUCUUUCUCUCCAUGUAUAUAUAAAUGGAAAAUCUUUUGCUCUACUUCAAGAAAAAUAAAUGGGUCUCCUUUCAUCUCUUAUCCUGAAAAAGCUGUCAGCCGGAGAGAGAGAGAGAGUAAAAGUUAAGAAGAGGAGGGGAAAACAAUAGCUGUAAAAUUGUGCAGGGUUUUAUAACACAGUUGCAGCUAUAGCCUUUGGCACUAUACUCUGUAGUCUGUAGUGUGUACUAUUUCAUUUCUUGACUUUAUCUUCUCCAUAAUUCCUCCCUUCCCCCACUCUUUGAUACCAUGAAUCAUGCAUAGAAUAGAUCCUACAUGAUUACACUGCAAUCGAGGAGAAGAAAGAUACUCAAAUGUCCUGCUUACAAAUCAUGUGACAAGUUUUUAUUCAACAAUCUGUCUCACUGAAUGUUGGUCGAGUUCGCCGGAGAUUUACAGGGGUGACACCGCGCACGGCGGAGGUUGGUUUCAUGGAGUUUUUCAGAAUGAUGGGGUUUCUGUCGUUUCUUCUGUUUUCUUCAAGCUUCUUCCUCGUCGUUAACUCCGAUGACGGGGGGACAUUGGUGGAGAUAAAAAAGUCAUUUAGAGAUGUGAAUAAUGUGCUUUAUGACUGGACUGAUUCAGCACCUUCUUCAGACUACUGUAUGUGGCGAGGUGUUUCUUGUGAUAAUGUCACCUUCAAUGUCGUUGCGCUUAAUCUUUCAGGUUUGAAUCUUGAUGGUGAAUUGUCACCAAGUAUUGGAGACCUCAAAGGUUUACUCUCCAUCGAUCUUCGUGGAAAUCGAUUAUCUGGCCAAAUCCCAGAUGAGAUUGGUGAUUGUAGUAGCCUUAAGAACUUGGAUUUAUCGUUCAAUAUGCUAACUGGAGACAUACCAUUUUCGAUAUCUAAGUUAAAGCAGCUUGAACUCUUAAUCUUGAAAAACAAUCAAUUAAUCGGACCAAUCCCAUCAACUUUAUCACAGAUUCCAAAUUUGAAGAUUUUGGAUCUGGCACAAAAUCAGCUGAAUGGGGAAAUCCCAAGGCUUAUAUACUGGAAUGAAGUUUUACAGUAUUUAGGAUUGAGAAGCAACAAUUUGGUCGGAGAUCUCUCUCCAGAUAUCUGUCAACUAACCGGCCUGUGGUAUUUCGAUGUGAGGAACAAUAGUUUAACUGGCACAAUUCCUUCAAAUAUUGGCAACUGUACUGGCUUCCAAGUAUUGGAUUUGUCAUACAAUCAAUUGACGGGAGAGAUUCCAUUUAACAUUGGUUUCCUUCAAGUUGCCACAUUAUCACUACAAGGAAACCAACUAUCGGGGAAAAUCCCGUCUGUGAUUGGACUCAUGCAGGCUCUUGCGGUUUUGGAUUUAAGUUGCAAUAAUUUGAGCGGACAAAUUCCUCCAAUCCUUGGAAAUUUGACUUAUACCGAGAAAUUGUAUCUCCACAACAACAAGUUGACUGGAUCCAUUCCUCCAGAGCUCGGGAACAUGUCAAAGUUACAUUACUUGGAACUGAAUGAUAAUCAGCUAACUGGUCAUAUUCCUCCAGAACUUGGAAAGCUCACCGACUUAUUUGACCUGAAUGUUGCUGGCAAUAAACUCGAGGGAAGAAUACCUGAUAAUCUUAGCUCUUGCACUAAUCUCAAUAGUCUCAAUGUCUAUGGAAACCAGUUGAAAGGCACAAUCCCUGCUGAAUUUCAGAGACUUGAAAGCAUGACUUACUUGAAUCUUUCAUCAAAUGGUAUUACUGGUCCGAUUCCAAUCGAGCUGUCGCGAAUUGGUAACUUGGAUACACUGGACCUCUCAAAUAACAAGAUCAGUGGUCCAAUUCCUUCUCCUCUUGGUGACUUGGAACAUCUACUAAAACUGAAUCUGAGCCGGAACGAGUUAACAGGGUAUAUACCCGCUGAGUUUGGUAAUUUAAGAAGUGUCAUGGAGAUAGAUAUUUCUUAUAACCAUCUCUCUGGUAUAUUACCUCAAGAACUCGGUCAACUUCAGAAUCUGUUCAUGCUAAAGUUAGAAAGUAACAACUUAACUGGAGGUUUGAUUUCAUUGGUGAAUUGCCUUAGUCUUUCAAUUCUAAACGUAUCGUAUAAUAAUCUGGCUGGAGAUAUUCCCACCGGGAAUAAUUUCUCAAAGUUUUCACCCGAUAGUUUUCUUGCAAACCCCGGUCUUUGCAGUAGCUCUAUGAGUUCUUCAUGUCACGCUUCUCGUUCCACCCAACGAGUGACAAUUUCCAAAGCGGCCAUACUUGGGAUCGCGCUCGGUGCAUUAGUUCUUCUUCUGAUGAUCCUCGUAGCAGUAUGUCGGCCCCACAACUCAAAACCAUUCAUUGAGGGAUCAUAUGACAAACCCGUUCACUACUCUUCACCAAAACUCGUGAUACUUCACAUGAACAUGGCGCUCCAUGUAUACGAUGACAUCAUGAGAAUGACUGAAAACUUAAGUGAAAAAUAUAUAAUCGGGUAUGGUGCAUCAAGCACAGUUUACAAAUGUGUUCUCAAAAACUGUCGUCCGGUUGCUAUCAAGAAACUUUACACUCACUACCCUCAGUAUUUGAAAGAAUUUGAAACCGAACUCGAGACUGUUGGAAGCAUAAAACAUCGUAACCUUGUGAGUCUACAAGGUUACUCGUUGUCACCUUCCGGAAACCUUUUGUUUUAUGACUACAUGGAAAAUGGUAGCCUUUGGGAUCUCCUUCAUGGGCCGUUGAAGAAGAAAAAGUUGGACUGGGAGACUCGGAUUCAGAUAGCACUUGGGGCAGCACAAGGGCUUGCGUAUCUACACCAUGACUGUAGUCCUCGUAUAAUUCAUAGAGAUGUGAAAUCUUCGAAUAUUCUACUUGAUAGGGAUUUUGAAGCACAUCUUACGGAUUUUGGGAUUGCUAAGAGUUUAUGCACUUCAAAAACCUUCACAUCGACUUAUAUAAUGGGGACUAUUGGGUAUAUUGAUCCUGAAUACGCGCGUACUUCUCGUCUCACUGAGAAAUCUGAUGUUUAUAGUUAUGGGAUUGUUCUUCUCGAAUUGCUUACUGGAAGGAAAGCUGUUGAUAAUGAAUCGAAUCUCCAUCAUCUGAUUCUAUCAAAAACAGCGAGCAACGCUGUGAUGGAAAGUGUUGACCCUGAAAUAACAGCAACAUGCAAAGACUUAAGCGAAGCAAAGAAAGUGUUCCAACUUGCGCUUUUGUGCACCAAAAGACAACCCUCGGAGAGACCAACGAUGCAUGAAGUGGUUCGGGUCCUCGGGAGCAUCCUCCCAACACCCCGACCCGACCCACAUGUGGGUCCCACCACAUUGCUUCCGUCUUCAAAAGUUUCAAGCUACAUGGAUGAAUACGCGAACCUCAAGACUCCACAUUUGGUGAAUUGUUCAUCCAUGAGCACCUCAGAUGCGCAACUGUUUCUCAAAUUUGGUGAAGUUAUAUCCCAAAACACCGAUUAAAGUGUAAAACGCAAAACUAGUCGAUGUUAUGUAAAAUGUCUAUAUUGGCCUUUGGGGUGUAGGGAGAUUUUUGGAAUUGUUGAAUGAAACUCUGGUUGUAGUAGUAGUAGUAUAGUAGUAAGUAGUAAGAAUAGUAUCCAUGUGGAGAUGUGUUGUACUUUAUUGAAAUUAUAUUUAUGAUGGUAGGGGCCAUUGAACAUGGGGUGGUUUAGGGGGGUGGGUGCACCCAUGAAGGUUUCUGCAAUAAAUGGGUCCGUGAAAAUGGGCUCCAUUUGGCAGAAGGGUGUUAAUAUAUCUGGUGCCAAGUCACAAUUCCCAAUGAAA